Messenger RNA from Habropoda laboriosa, 1059 nucleotides. RefSeq lists its product as uncharacterized. The coding region runs from base 1 to 1059 and encodes 352 amino acids. The transcript has 3 exons. NCBI's taxonomy places the organism in Eukaryota, Metazoa, Arthropoda, Insecta, Hymenoptera, Apidae. The record is from RefSeq and is a predicted model, not a curated record.
AUGUCCGAAAGCAAAGCAAAACCGGCAUCACCAAUACCGCCGGCUGCUUCUACACAAUGCUGUAACAGCUUAAUAGAUAUACAGUGCCCAGCACUUCAAGUGACAUCACGAAUGUUGCGAUCGCCGAGUCAUGAGAGUGUCACAACUGAUCUCUCUCUUUUUAGUGUCUCCUCGAUAGCAAGUGAACUACGAGGAGCAAAUAGACUCGUUACAUUUAAAUCGUACACUGAUGUACAUCUUACUGGUCGUGGUCCAUCGCCGAAACCAGACACUCGUCAGGUUCAAAGUACCAGGCCAGCAGAUAUACCAGAAAUUCUUUGGUUUGAAGAAGAAAAUGAACUAAUUCGUAGUUGUGGAGUACUUUCUUCGGCACUUGGUCUUCGUAAAAGUUUUAGCACAAGUGACGUGUCUCAACUACCAAGUCCAGAUGCAUUGGGUCCAAGUGGAUUGCGAUCAACUGUGUCUACUUUGGCCCUCAACACUGCCCAAAGAAACACUAUGCUCUUGGAACAUGCACGGCUUAACUAUGCUUCAAGAUCUUGCAGUACAUGGGUUGCUGUUGGUGAACCAGUAGCGAAUACAUCGCAACUUCCUAGUCCUCACGGAGGAGCUGCCCAAGAACAAAACCAACAACAAACAUCCACUUCUCAAUCAGCUCCACAACCUCCACUUGCACCACCACCUCCGCCAGUACCUUUUACAGGAGCUGAUUUUGUUAGAUCUGUAAAUAAAAAAGUUCGCCAGAAUUAUAUACGUCGAAGAUUAUUAACAACAUAUCGUGCAUUAGAGCGACUUUCACAAAGUGAAUUCAAUUUAGAUCAACUGGAAGUUGUGGCAAGCGCGGCACAAACAACUUCCGGAACUACCUUGUUGGUCCCUGGAGCAACAGGCGUUUCACGAUCUCCUCUAUUAGGACACAAGGAACGGAAUCACGCCUUAACCGUUAAAGAUGUUGAAAGAGAACGCGGGAAUCAAUUGUCAAAAUAUGAGAGAAACAUGAUGAUUUUUAACUGGCUACAUACUCUUGACGAUACUGCUAUUGUUGACAGCGUAGAAUGA